UUCCAUAUUUGCAUUGUUUUGCUGAAGUUAUUCUUAGUAAUAAGCUUUCCUUGUCUAUCUCACCUUUAAAAUAAAAGGUUUCCUUAAUUAUCUUUCAUGGCUAGCAUCAAUGCAUUGACAUCUUAUGCUUCAACUACUCUGGUGUCAAACAAGGUCUUAUGCAGCCCAUUUCCACUUGGGUUGGGCCCACAUUCUGUGAUGUCCCCAACCAAAACUCCUUCAAGGCCUUCUUUGGUGGUGAAAGCCCAACAAGGAGGAGGCCCAAUGAACAUUGAUCCAAUGUUUGCCGGAAACUUCCAUAAAAAAGUUGCUCUCGUUGACACCUCUCCUUAUGUGCGCACUCCAUGGAACACAAGUGAAGACGAAAGUGAAAUACGAAUGUGGUUUGACAUGCCUGGACUUGGAGUUGACAAUGUUGAAGUGGAUGUUAUAGAUGACUUGCUUAUUAUUAGGGGAGAUGGUGGUAUUGAUGCCUUUGGAAGCAAGAUCAUGAGUCCUCGUGAAACAACAAUUCAUCUGCCUUUUAACUCUUGGAAAGAGGAAAUUAUAGCUGUGUUUAAGAAUGGUGUUCUCUACGUAACAGUGCCUAAAAUUAUCAAAUUUGAGCACAAAGUUAUCCAUAUUCCAGUUAGAAACAUAAUUUAGUAAAUUCUACGCAUUGCAAUUGUACUAAGAAGACUGAGUAUUUCUCUUAAAUGUGCUGUAUGAUUAAAGAGCUUUUACUUGAAUUACUACGUAAAUAAGAAGCUUGACCUAUUUUUAUA
Beta vulgaris subsp. vulgaris (sugar beet) is the source of this 764-nucleotide messenger RNA. Its product is annotated as small heat shock protein, chloroplastic. Gene Ontology annotation, biological process: response to heat. NCBI's taxonomy places the organism in Eukaryota, Viridiplantae, Streptophyta, Magnoliopsida, Caryophyllales, Amaranthaceae. Bases 97 to 645 code for a protein of 182 amino acids. The record is from RefSeq and is a predicted model, not a curated record. The transcript is spliced from 2 exons.